Cajanus cajan (pigeon pea) is the source of this 1195-nucleotide messenger RNA. RefSeq names its product soluble inorganic pyrophosphatase 6, chloroplastic. Gene Ontology annotation, biological process: phosphate-containing compound metabolic process. The record is from RefSeq and is a predicted model, not a curated record. Gene Ontology annotation, cellular component: cytoplasm. NCBI's taxonomy places the organism in Eukaryota, Viridiplantae, Streptophyta, Magnoliopsida, Fabales, Fabaceae. Gene Ontology annotation, molecular function: magnesium ion binding; inorganic diphosphate phosphatase activity.
ACGUGGUGUUAAGCAAUUCGUAAUUGGACCAUCCAAUAAAUAAUUUGAACCAUAAAAAAGAGACACAACACUGCCACAACACAUAAACACAAGCCUAUCAGCAAACAGAGUCUCUGCACUCUGAACUGUGAAGAAGAAACACAGCAAUCAGCAUCCAUGGCGGCUACGAGAGCGAUAACCAUAACGAGCAACUCCACAUGCUCUCUUCUUGCAAAGAAACCCUUUGUGGGUGGCACUGCCCUUUGCCUCAACAACCUUAAGUUUUGUCGGACUAGGAGGUCUUACACCUGCAGGGCCAUCUACAAUCCCCAGGUUGUCGUCAAGGAAGAAGGCCAACCCGAAUCCCUCGAUUAUAGAGUUUUCUUUCUCGACAAAUCUGGCAAAAAGGUUUCUCCCUGGCAUGAUAUUCCCUUGCGGUUAGGUGAUGAUAUCUUCAACUUUGUUGUUGAGAUUCCUAAAGAAUCCAGUGCAAAGAUGGAGGUUGCCACUGAUGAGUCUUUCACUCCCAUAAAACAGGAUACAAAGAAGGGGAAGCUCCGAUAUUAUCCCUAUAAUAUACAUUGGAACUAUGGCUUACUUCCACAAACAUGGGAAGAUCCAUCCUUUGCAAACUCUGAAGUUGAAGGAGCAUUUGGAGAUAACGAUCCAGUUGACGUGGUUGAGAUUGGUGGAAGACGGGGGAAAAUAGGUGAGGUUCUCAAGGUCAAACCCUUGGGUGCAUUAGCCAUGAUUGAUGAAGGAGAACUUGAUUGGAAAAUAGUUGCAAUUUCAUUAGAUGAUCCAAAGGCAUCAUUUGUGAAUGAUGUUAACGAUGUUGAGAAGCAUUUUCCGGGAACUCUAACUGCAAUUAGGGACUGGUUCAGAGACUACAAGAUACCUGAUGGAAAGCCUGCUAACAAAUUUGGGCUUGGCAACCAGGCAGCAAAUAAGGAUUAUGCGCUUAAGGUCAUUACAGAGACCAAUGAGUCCUGGAAUAAACUGAUCAAGAGAUCAAUUCCUGCAGGAGAGUUGUCACUUGUGUAGAGGUAGAUGUAUCGAGGGAGUGUUACUGUUCAUGCAAUUGCUUGCAUUUUCUACAAUUCUAUUUAUGGAUUAGCAAAUUCUUCUGUUGAGCUUCCCCGGUUAUAUCUUUGACAUCACUUGGCCAGGCGUUAGUUCAAUAAAUCCAUCUUGCUUAUAUAUUCUGCAUUUUAUU